This is a messenger RNA of Vitis riparia (riverbank grape), 5085 nucleotides long. RefSeq names its product putative disease resistance RPP13-like protein 1. The transcript has 3 exons. The record is from RefSeq and is a predicted model, not a curated record. Gene Ontology annotation, biological process: defense response to other organism. Lineage: Eukaryota; Viridiplantae; Streptophyta; Magnoliopsida; Vitales; Vitaceae. Bases 138 to 4478 code for a protein of 1446 amino acids. Gene Ontology annotation, molecular function: ADP binding.
CCAAUGCCUUCUGCUUCCUUUCUUUGAUUUCUCCCUUUUUCAUCUAUCCCUGGAUCUGUGGAACACCUUGCUCAAGGAGAAACAAUUGCUUUUGAGCUCUCUCUUUGUGUGAAUUUCCUUUUUGUCAACUGGAAACCAUGCCUUUGGGAAGAGCACUUGAAUCUGCUUCUGUGAAUGUGCUUCUUAACAAGUUGGCUUCCCAACAAUUCAUCGAUUUCUUCCUUAAAUGGAAACUUGAUACUGGGUUGUUGACCAAACUAGAGACAACACUGCAAGUGAUCUAUGCAGUUCUAGAUGAUGCUGAGGAGAAGCAAGCUGAAAAUGAUCCACAUGUCAAGAAUUGGCUCGACAAGGUUAGGGAUGCAGCUUAUGAUGCUGAGGACAUACUGGAAGAGAUCGCUAUCGAUGCACUUGAAUCGCGUAACAAGGUACCAAACUUUAUUUAUGAGUCGUUGAAUUUGAGCCAAGAAGUUAAGGAAGGAAUUGAUUUUAAGAAGAAGGAUAUUGCUGCUGCUCUUAAUCCAUUUGGUGAACGUAUUGAUUCAAAGAUGAGAAAUAUUGUGGAAAGACUUGAAGAUGUUGUGAAGCAAAAAGAUAUUCUUCGAUUGAGAGAGAAUACAAGAGGGAUAGUGUCUGGAAUUGAGAAGAGAUUGACAACUCCCUUGGUGAAUGAAGAACAUGUUUUUGGAUCACGUAUUUAUGGUAGAGAUGGCGAUAAAGAGGAGAUGAUUAAACUGUUGACUUCGGGUGAGGAAAAUAGUGAUGAGGUUUGUGUGAUUCCCAUUGUUGGUAUGGGAGGUCUUGGCAAAACCACGCUUGCUCAGAUUGUCUACAAUGAUGAACGAGUGAAGACACAUUUUCAGUUGAAAGCAUGGGCAUGUGUCUCUGAUGAAUUUGAUGUGAUGAGGAUAACAAAAGCACUGGUGGAGUCUGGCACUAAAAGGACUUGUGGUAUGAACAAUUUGGAAUUGCUUCAAGGUAAAUUAAGAGAUAUGUUGAACAGACGAAAAUUUUUACUUGUUUUGGAUGAUGUGUGGAACGAGGAUUAUGGGGAUUGGGACAAACUGCGGAUUCCUCUGGCAGUUGGAUCACCGGGUAGUAAAAUCAUAGUCACAACUCGGAGUGAAAGAGUUGCCUCGAUCAUGCGCCCCGGAAAAGCUUACCCUCUCAAGGAGUUGUCUAGUGAUGAUUGUUGGUCAUUGUUAGAGCAAAUUGCUUUUCCACAUAGGAACUCAGAUGCAUUUCCUGGGCUGAAGAUCAUUGCAGAGGGAGUGGCGAGGAAGUGUAAAGGCUUGCCUUUAGCAGCAAAGUCACUUGGGGGUCUCUUGCGCUCUAAUCCAGAGGAGAAUUACUGGAAGGAUAUUCUGAACAGCAGGAUCUGGGAUUUGUCAAACAAUGGCAUAAUUCCACCCCUGAGGUUAAGCUACCAUCACCUCCCUCCACAUUUGAAGCAAUGUUUUGUCUACUGUGCAGUGUUUCCCAAGGACUUUGAAUUCGACAUUGAGAUGUUAGUCCUGUUAUGGAUAGCUGAGGGUUUUGUGCAGCAGCCAGAGGGGGGAAAAGAAAUGGAAGCUACUGCACGCAGCUACUUCUUUGAUCUACUAUCAAGGUCAUUCUUUCAACAAUCUAGUGUGGACAAAUCACAGUAUCUAAUGCAUGACCUUAUCCAUGAUCUAGCUCAGUUUAUUUCUGGAAAAGUAUUUCUCAGGUUGGAGGACAAGGCAGAGGUUGUCAAGCAAUCCAAUAUAUAUGAAAAAGCUCGCCACUUUUCCUACAUCCGUGGAGAGACUGAUGUCUAUGUGAAGUUUAAGCCACUUAGCAAAGUCAAGUGCUUGCGCACCUUCCUCUCAUUAGAUCCAUUACAUGGAUUUAACAUAUAUUGUUUGACAAAAAAGGUUCCAGAGGAUUUAUUACCAGAAUUAAGGUUCUUGCGGGUGCUAUGGCUGAGUGGCUAUGAGAUCACUAAAUUACCAGAUUCUAUUGGCAGUCUCAAACAUCUCCGGUACCUCAAUCUCUCUUACAGUUCAAUCAAAGAGUUACCUGAGUCAACAAGCACUGUCUACAAUUUGCAGACGCUACUGCUAAAAUGUCGUCAUCUUAUUAAGCUGCCAAUGGACUUGAAGAAUCUGACUAAUUUACGACACCUCAAUAUUGAGACGAGUGACUUGCAAAUGAUGCCCCUUGAAAUGGGAAAACUGACAAGCCUCCAAACAUUGUCUAAUUUUGUUGUGGGCGAAGGUAGGGGGUCAGGAAUAGGACAGCUUAAAAGCUUAUCGAAUCUCAGGGGAAAACUCUCCAUUUCAGGGUUGCAGAAUGUUGUCAAUGUCAGGGAUGCUAUUGAGGCCAAGUUAGAGGAUAAGGAGUACCUUGAAAAGCUAGUUUUAGAAUGGACUCGCAUAUUUGAUAGUACAAGAGAUGAGAAAGUGGAAAAUGAGAUACUUGACAUGCUACAACCUCAUGAGAACUUGAAAAAUCUCUCUAUUGAAUACUAUGGUGGUACAGAAUUUCCAAGUUGGGUGGGAGGUCCAUCCUUCAGUAAGAUGGAGUACCUGAAUCUCAAGGGUUGCAAAAAAUGUACAUCCUUACCAUCACUUGGCCAACUACCAUUGCUUAAGGAGUUAAUCAUUGAAGGAAUGGAUGGUAUAAAGCAUGUUGGUCCUCAGUUUUAUGGGGAUGAUUACACUUCAAUUGAUCCUUUUCAAUCACUGGAGACGCUGAAGUUUGAGAAUAUGGAAGAAUGGGAGGAAUGGUCUUCUUUUGGAGAUGGAGGAGUUGAAGGAUUCCCUCGCCUUCGUGAGCUUUCUAUAUUUAAAUGUCCAAAGCUGACAAGGUUCUCACACCGAUUUUCUUCCUUAGAAAAACUGUGUAUUAAGCAUUGUGAAGAACUUGCUGCUUUUUCAAGGCUUCCUUCACCUGAAAACUUGGAGUCUGAAGAUUUUCCUCGCCUUCGUGUGCUCGAUCUAGUACAUUGCCCCAAGUUGAGUAAACUACCGAAUUACCUUCCAUCAUUGGAAAGAGUUUGGAUAGAUGAUUGUGAGAAAUUGGCUGUACUUCCAAAGCUUGUGAAGCUCUUGAAUUUGGACUUGUUGGGUUCUAAUGUGGAGAUUCUUGGAACUAUGGUUGAUCUUAGGUCACUAACCUUUUUGCAGAUAAAUCAAAUUUCAACUCUCAAAAUGUUUCCUGAAGGUUUCAUGAAACGGUCUGCAAAACUUGAAGAACUAAAGAUUGUUAAUUGUGGUGAUCUUGUAGAUUUGUCGAAUCAGCAGUUGGGAUUAGCACACCUUGCUUCUCUUAGACGCUUGAGAAUCUCUGGGUGUCCUAAACUUGUUGCUUUGCCAGAUGAAGUGAACAAGAUGCUUCCUAGACUAGAAUCUUUGGAUAUAAAAGACUGUUGUAACCUGGAGAAACUGCCAGAUGAACUUUUCAAGCUCGAGUCUCUUAGUGAGUUGCGAGUGGAAGGGUGUCAAAAACUUAAGUCCUUUCCUGAUAUGGGAUUGCCAUCCAAGCUUAAACGUCUCGUGAUCCAAAAAUGUGGUGAACUGAAGGCCAUUCAAGAGGGAAAUUUACACAACAACACCUCUCUUGAGUUUCUGGAGAUCCGUUCAUGUUCUUCCCUUGUGUCAGUUCUUGAAGGAGGCAUUCCCACCACACUCAAAUAUAUAAAGAUUUCUGAAUGCAAUAGUCUGAAGUCGCUGCCUGUGGAGAUGAUGAACGAUGACAUGUCUCUUGAGCACUUGGAGAUAGAAGAUUGUGCUUCACUUUUGUCCUUUCCAGCAGGCGAGUUACCCAAAUCUCUUAAGCGUCUUGAGAUUAGUAUUUGUGGUAAUUUCCUUUCAUUACCUUCAAGCCUUCUGAACCUAGUGCAUCUUGAUUUCUUACGCCUAGAAAAUUGCCCUCUUCUUGAGUAUUUUCCAAAUACUGGGUUGCCUACCCCUAACCUAAGAGAGCUCACUAUUGCUACAUGUGAGAAGCUCAAGUCCUUGCCCAAUCGGUUUCACAACCUCAAAUCUCUUCAAAAAUUGGCCAUAUCUGGUUGUCCAAGUCUUGUAUCCCUACCAAAACAGGGGUUGCCCACCAACCUAAUAUCACUUGAGAUUACUGAUUGCAAGGAACUCAAUCCCAUUGACGAGUGGAAACUGCACAAACUUACCACUCUUAGAAAUUUCUCGAUUGGGGGAAUCCCAGGUCUGGUGUCAUUUUCAAAUACAUAUCUUCUUCCUGACUCCAUAACCUUUCUUCGCAUCCUAAAACUCCCAGACCUCCUAUCAAUAUCAGAAGGGCUGCAAAAUCUCACCUCACUUGAAACUCUGAUGAUUAGAGACUGCGAGAAGCUCCAAUCUUUGCCAAAGGAGGGGCUUCCAGCCACACUUUCUUCUCUAACAAUUAAGAACUGCCCUCUGCUACAAUCACGCUGUAAACAGGACACUGGAGAGGAUUGGUCCAAAAUUAUGGACAUUCCUGAUGUAGUUCUAUUUUAAAGGCAUGGAGAUCCUUGACCAAGUUCUAGUGAAGUUCUUUCACACUGGAGGUAGAGAAAUUCUGUCAGGCUGCUUUUCUGGAAGCACUCAUGUUACAUUCCUUGAGAAGGUACCUUUUUCUUGAGUCCAAAGGUGAUAAUGGUCUUCACAAAUGGGUAGCCUGAUUUCAAAACCACAAACACCCAAUCCCAGAUCAGACGGCAGGCUUGGGUCCCAAAUCUCUCGUACAACCUCUAAAAACUAAAUAAACAGAGCAUACAUGGGAGUUGGGAGUUUCCGAAGUUGUAGAAGAUCAGUGUGGACGUAAAAACACUUUUGAAUUGUUAAUGGUCUCUCCCAAACUGUACCCUAGUAUGAUGCUGCCACAAGGGAAAGAGGAAUUGAACUAGAGCAUGUUAUACCCCCUCCUCGUUCAUCAAUAUUUAUCACCAUCCUAAUCUAGCAUUCCACCAAAAGAUACAAGUGCUUGUACUUCAUGUUACCUUUAGGUGCUUGGUAGCUUUUCUAUGUAUUGGAAGGAUAUUGGAAUUGGAUAUUUAUCAAUCUAUACAUCAACUGCCAUGAGCUAUUAACAUCAGAAGUGAAUAGAGACUGCUAGCUACCUGUA